Adineta ricciae is the source of this 1716-nucleotide messenger RNA. NCBI's taxonomy places the organism in Eukaryota, Metazoa, Rotifera, Eurotatoria, Adinetida, Adinetidae. The record is from the annotation of a GenBank genome assembly.
AUGUACGAUCGAGCAUCACGUAGUUUUAAUCAAACGGCAGGAUGCACCUUAGAUCAUGUCGGCCCCGGCACAUACGAUCACCAGAGGAAGCGAGUUCAAGACGAAGGCUACGCACCCUUCCUAUCGCUGGCGAAUCGUGGACAAAUAUUCUCGAACGAUGAAAAUCCUGGACCUGGCCACUACGAUCUCCGUAAUGCUCAUGUGUCAAACGUUAAAGGAGGAAGUACACUUGCCAAUCGAGCUAGUCGAUUCAGCUCGAAAUUAACCGAAGAUACACCAGGACCUGGCACAUACGAACUUCGCAAAAGUCAAUCCGCUCGUGCCACUGCCGCAGAUAUUAAUAAACAGCCGCGGCAAAAUUUAGUGAAAUAUAAUCGGAAGUCUCUUCCGCCUUCAAUUCCCGAUCCGAAAUUUGCCUAUGGUUUCGAAGAAGAUAACACUGGUAUCUUAGUUCCACAGAAACCUCCGACAAGAGAUGGUUCUCUUGGACCAGCUUUUUACAAUCCACCACCGAAUGUUGAAGUCGAUGCAACAAAACUCUAUCAUGGUGUUCAUUUUGGUAAAUACUCAAGUAAACGUACAGACUUUGCAGGGAAAACUGGUCCUGGUCCUGGUGAAUACGAUCCAAGCGAUCCAGUUAAACUCGAAGUGCAUCAUAUGAACAUGAGAGCAGCCGAUCGUCGGCCUGAGUUGCAAGUGGCACGAUAUCCUGAAAACAUCCUUAAAGUAGCCAAUAAAGAAAGUAUCCCGGGGCCUGGUCAGUACUCGAUUCGACGUGAUUUAGAUCCUGAGCAAGCAAAAGGAGAUAUCAUUGGUUUAGAAUUUGAACGACCGCCAUUUGGUUCACAAACUAAACGAUUUGAUAGUGUAAAUUCAGAUGUUCCUGGUCCGGCGGCGUACACUGAUAAAUACAUGUCUGCAUUUAAUACUUCCCAAUCGAAACCUUCCAGUUUGAAGCGAAACCCUUUCAACCAAACUUCGGCCAGAUUCGUGAGUAUCGACUACAAAGCGAGAAGUGCUCCCGGACCUGGUCAAUAUCGCAUUCCUGGAUUCGCUGAUGAAAACCUACGAAAAGCAGUCGUGGAAAACGGUAAAAAGCCACCCUUCAAUGUUGCCUCUGUACGAGGAUUGAAUAUGGCACGAAAAGAUGAAUACAAUGCACCAGGUCCAAGCAGUUAUGAUAUUAAAACAACGCCAUUUAAAUCCAAAAUCGAGCAUCCGACUGCGAAUUUUUCGUCGACAACCACACGAGAACUCAUUGUUGAAGAUAUUCCCGGCCCAACAGCAUACGAUGUUUCACGUGCCUAUCAUGCACUCACAUCGUCUCAUAAGCAAGGGCCACGAUCUAAGAAUGCUCGCAAACGUCAUGGCCAAUUUCUGAGCGCGGCUAAACGUACAUUUGCUGGCGAUGCCACAAAUGAUACACCUGGUCCAGGUGCAUAUGACGGAUAUACUACUGAGCAUCCGCGUGGUGUAGCACCACCACGUGACACUCGUUUCCGUUACGAAAAUUCCAGAGGACCAGGUCCUGCUGAUUAUGAAUUAUCGCCACUUCUUCAAGAUACGAUUCUUCGUGGUACAUUUAACACAACAUUGAACAAUCCUGUCCUGGCUAAACUACAAAAUCGUGCCUUACGUGAAGAGAAAUUGUCGACUACCAAGACAAAGCCUGUUGGUAAUAUGGAUGAUCUCAAAGAAGUAGCUGUUCACACUUAA